Messenger RNA from Quercus robur (English oak), 1500 nucleotides. RefSeq lists its product as uncharacterized. Gene Ontology annotation, cellular component: chloroplast envelope; chloroplast thylakoid membrane. Lineage: Eukaryota; Viridiplantae; Streptophyta; Magnoliopsida; Fagales; Fagaceae. The record is from RefSeq and is a predicted model, not a curated record. Bases 18 to 1073 code for a protein of 351 amino acids. The transcript has 4 exons.
GGGGAAGCACAUUUUAUAUGAGAAUCGAAUCGAAUCGAGUCGAAGGAAAAGGAAGCCCUCUCUUUAGAAAUCAGAAAUUGAUUAUGGCUUUGGCUACUGCUACUGCUUCUACUUGUAGUUGUUCUUCUCAAUUGCUUCCCCGCCCUAAGUUUUCAACACUGCCUUUUCCAAUUCCAUUUGCUAAUCCAAGUCGUUAUCGUCGUUUGUCAAUUUCCUUUGCUGCGGCGAAGAAAGAUUCCAAUGCUAUCCAGUCCCAAGACAGCGACAAGAAGAAGAAGAAACAAGUAGAAGUGGAAGAGGAAGAGGAAGUGGAAGAGGAGUUGCCUUGGCUUCAAGAGAAGGCCUUGGAUGUGGUUGAGUUCACUGGGUCCGUGACUCAGGCCAUUCCCGGUCCCCGAGUUGGCACCAGCUCUUUGCCUUGGAUUCUCGCUCUCCCUUUAGCCUAUGCGGGUCUCACCUUCGUCAUCGCCUUCGUUAAGACUGUCAAAAAGUUGUCUUCUCCCAGAGAAAAGCGCAGGAAAUUGGUCAAUAAAAACGCUUUCCUCUGCAAAUCCAUAGAUCAACAACUGCACUCUUUAACGCCUGAUGCCCUCAAGGCACUCGAGAAAAAGACAGGUUUUGGGAUGCAGGAAAUAUUGCGAAAGUACAUUCGCUAUGCUUUGAAUGAGAAACCCUUCAACCCUGACUUGGUUGCUCAUUUGAUUCACCUCCGCAAAGCUUCUAUGUUGGAUGAUUCCCAGGUUGCUUCCAUUUUAAAUGACAUUUCUGCUCGGAUUGUGCGCGAUAAGGGCCCAGUUGUCAUGGAAAUGUCAGGUUAUUCUGAAAAGGGUUUCAAAAGAAAACUAGCUGUUCAGGCCCUUUUUGGAAAGGUUUUCUAUCUGUCUGAGCUGCCGGAGUUCUGUUCAAGAGAUAGCUCCUUGGUUGUCAAAGAAAUUUUUGGAGUUACAGAUGAUGAUGCAGACAAACUUAGGAUACACACUCUCUCUGAAGCUGGGGAUAUGGAUUCGCUUGAGAAGAUGGUUGAUGGUUCAGAUUCAGAAGAUUCUAGUGAGGAAUCACCUUCUGCUCCUUGAUUCACAUGUGCAAAUUCAAAGAUUCUAGUGAGGAAUCACCUUCUGCUCCUUGAUCCACAUGUGCAAAUUCACUUACUAUUUAGCGCAGAAUGCUUUUAAGAAAGGUUGUGGGGGCUUUUUCACUUACUGGGAUGGCGUUAUUGAAACUUGGUUAUGGGUUUGAGCUAUGUUUUUAACAAGUCCUGUAAACUUGAAAAUUUUGAUGAGUGCAUCAGUUCAGAUUCUAUCAUAGGUCACUUUUAAGGAGUGUGUAUGAUUUCAAUUUUGGUUGGGAAUUUUCAGUACCUGAAAUUCAGUGAGGUUCCAUUGACAUGCCGAAUAUUUUGGCUUCAAAAGAUAAAGGUGAAAUUCAGUGAGGUUCCAUUGACAUGCCGAAUAUUUUGGCUUCAAAAGAUAAAGGUGAAUUGCAAUUUAUUAUUUUUAUUCA